Molecule: messenger RNA, 2263 nt
Organism: Ostrea edulis (European flat oyster)
Lineage: Eukaryota; Metazoa; Mollusca; Bivalvia; Ostreida; Ostreidae
Product: serine palmitoyltransferase 1-like
Exons: 1
Coding region: 1-1437 (478 amino acids)
Biological process (GO): sphingosine biosynthetic process; ceramide biosynthetic process
Cellular component (GO): endoplasmic reticulum
Molecular function (GO): serine C-palmitoyltransferase activity; pyridoxal phosphate binding
Source: RefSeq, a predicted model, not a curated record
AUGGCGUCAACGUUCAUUCCACAAACAUGGGAAAUGUACGAUAUGUUCCAGGCCCUGCUACAGGCUCCAUCGUAUCAUCUUUUCUUCGAAGCACUGCUAAUUAUCUGGAUUUUCAAAUUACUGUUUUUCUCAAAGGCGUAUGCCCCAGAAUCUGUCCUGACUGAAAAGGAAAAGGAGGAGUUGAUUGCGGAAUGGCAGCCGGAACCUUUAGCACCCGAAAUUCCAGAGGAUCACCCGGUCCUACAGGCCAUGGAGAAUAACAUAAUAACUGGAAAGCCAGGGAAAUAUGUCACAAUUAACGGAAAGUCGUGUAUAAAUAUGGCAACAUUGAACUUUUUAGGUAUGGCUGGUGACCCUUCAGUUGAGUCUGCAGCAAUUGAGACUCUGAAAAAGUAUGGCGUUGGCUCAUGUGGACCUAGAGGGUUCUAUGGCACUAUGGAUGUCCAUUUAGAACUAGAGGACAAGAUAGCCAAGUUCAUGAACUGUGAGGAAGCCAUUCUGUAUGCAUUUGGAUUUGCUACAAUAGCAAGUGCCAUACCCGCUUACUCGAAACGAGGUGAUGUCAUUUUCGCAGAUGAGGGUGUGUGCUUUGCUAUUCAGAAAGGACUAAUUGCCUCAAGAAGCAAAAUCAAGUGGUUCAAGCACAAUGAUAUGGAUGAUCUAGAACGUCUCCUUCUGGAACAAGCGAAAGAAGAUAAGAAAAACCCCAAGAAAGCCAAAGUGACAAGAAGAUUUCUGGUUGUGGAAGGACUCUAUGUAAACUAUGGAGACUUGUGCCCACUUCCAAAAUUAGUGGAACUAAAGUGGAAGUACAAAGUCCGUCUCUUCAUUGAAGAAAGUUUAUCAUUUGGAGUUCUUGGUGCUACAGGAAAAGGCGUGACUGAACAUUUCAACAUCCCCCAAGAUGAAAUUGACUUAAUAGCAGCAGCGUUAGAAAAUGCUAUUGGAUCAACUGGAGGUUUCUGCUGUGGAAAGAAAUAUAUUGUGGAUCAUCAACGACUCUCAGGGUUGGGGUACUGUUUUUCUGCCUCUUUACCUCCAAUGCUGGCCACAGCAGCCAUCCAGUCAUUGCAUUUGAUUGACAAUCAACCAACCAUGUUGAUUCAGUUGCGAGAGAACUGUGAAAAAAUCCACGAGAAGCUGAAAGAGAUAAAUGGAGUCCUUAUAGUUGGAGAGGCGUUGUCACCGAUCAAGCAUAUAAGAUUGGCCGAACCAAGCACUGAUCGUGAUUUUGAUGUUCAGAUUUUGCAGAAGGUGGCCGAUCUCUCCAGAGAAAACAAAGUAGCCGUAACUUUAGCUCGGUACUUGAGUGAGGAAGAACACAAACUUCCUGUGCCAAGCAUCAGAAUUUCUGUAAACAGUCAACUCUCAAAUGAUGAAAUUGAAAAUGUGUGCACUACACUUAGUGACGCAUUUCAAAAAGUUCUCGCCCAUUAAAUGUAAUUUAUUACUCUAGGUUAUUGUAGCUGUUACACCAAAAUUUUGUAAGAAGGUACUCAAUUUUUGUACAUUAACUUAUGCCAACAUUUAUACGAGAUGCAUAAUUUAUGUGUGUUAGUAUUAAUUACAGUUUUACAUGUAUAUAUGCAAGUCUGACAUCAUCACAAAUUUAGAAGAUUUUUAAUAUUUUUUUCAAGUAGCUUUCAUCUCUGUGAUCAGGUUUGAAUUUCGCACACAAUGUAUUCUUUAGUUUGUAAUACAUGACAUUGCACAUAUUUUCAUCGUUUGUUGGUUAUGCUUUUGAAUAUAUACCCAGUGUUGAGAUUUGUACUGGUAAUCUGUCCUAGAACGUAGAAUGAAAAUUGUAUCUCUGCUAACCCAAUCUAUUCCAAAUUAUACCCAGUACCCUAAAAUUAUUUCAAAUAGUUUAUUAAGAGAUUUUUGAAUAAACAUUGUUUUGUAAUUAAUUCCUGUACUUAUGUAUUAGAGGUAAUUAGUAUUGUCUUAGAUGUUGACAAAAACACAAUUAUUAUUUUUGUUCUUUUUCCAUUACCAGGCAUAUAAUCACAAGAAAGUCCAGUGAGUAAAAUUGAAUAAAUAUACGUGUUUUAAAGGAACUUGAAGGCAGUAAAUCUCCCAUAACUUUAUGAGAUUUGUUAAUUUUUUUAUCACUGGAAAUAUUGAACUGUGAUAUAAUAUGAAUCCAAAACUGUACACAUGUACUACAUGUAGACUAAGUGAUCAAACUGUCAUGCACACAUUACAUGCACAUUUUGAAUUAAAUUUGUUUGGUUUUUUUUUAUUAUUUAUAUUAUUCCUAGCA